UAAAACUUAAUUAAUUCUAGCUUACAAGUCCGAUCCUUAAAUUUUAUUACUAGUCCUACUUCGAGUAAUCACCGUAUACAUGUACUCGCGUAUUUAACAGUCAUUCCAGGACAUCACACAUGUUCUGAGUGCGAACAUAUGCAACAGAUCAUGUUUAGUCGUUUCAAACACGUGAACGCGCCCGCAAAAACAUACACACUCGCGAGGCAAUUAAGUCGUUGACCAUUACCGGACAGACAUGUUCCAUUUCGCUACGGCAUUUUACUUUGACCAUCCAUCCGAUGAUCCAAUCCAAGAUGCUGUCUUGGACCCGACCACGUACACAACAACCCUGAUUCCCUGAAGCCUUCCGCCCCUCUUUCUGACUUGGGUUUAGUUUCGCAGCAGCAGUGAAAGUGCCCCGCCCAAAGAAACCAGCCGCGCACGUACUUGCAUUGCAUAAGCAUAAAUGAAGGGUCCGGCCGGCGCCAUAGCCAUAUAUACCGAGCCUGAAUUUGAAACCCCCCUCCCAUGGAGGCUGAGGCGUUCCCAAUACGGUCCACGCGGGCUGUCCGUCGCCGCAAGUACCACCGCCUGGGCCAGCUGACGGACGUCGACGACGGCACCGAGCUCCGGGCGCGGCAGCUGGUGGGGCGCCUGCGCUCCGGCGGCGGCGCACGCUUGCGGCGGCGGGUGCGCGUGCUCCUGGCGGGCCCGCGGCGUGCGCUGGCACGGGCGCGGGACGCGUGCGUACGCGGCAUGCUGGCUCUGGCCAGGCGGGCGUCGGCACUCGCGCUGCCCUGCGGCGCCGUCGCGAAGCAGCAGCGGGUCGCGGCGCCCGGCAAGCCCACCGAGUUCGAGCGGCGCCUCGUCUUGGAGAUGUACAAGUCCAUCGUCGCGUCCAAGGAGCUCACCGCCAUGCUCCACUCCUCCGCCGCGCACCUGCCGCCCAAGAGUACGCCCGCUGCGGGGAUCCCGUCGUCCACGCAUCUGCUCGACAUGUGAUCCACCAUUUCACCGCCGAUGGAGGAGGAAAACGUACGAGCUGAUUCGCUUAAUCACUGCUAGAGAAAUUAAUUCAGAGGAUCGUCCCAAGCUGUUCAGCAGCGUCGUCGUUAUAUACGACAGUAGCUAAUUUUAUGAUGCAUGUGCACAUGUCAUGCAUCCACGCCCUAGUACUAUACCGUGUGUUAAAAUUAUAGACAUUUUCCAUAUCAUUUUAAUUGCAUAAAUUAACAUUAUGAUGAUGA
Zea mays is the source of this 1229-nucleotide messenger RNA. RefSeq lists its product as uncharacterized. Lineage: Eukaryota; Viridiplantae; Streptophyta; Magnoliopsida; Poales; Poaceae. The coding region runs from base 511 to 984 and encodes 157 amino acids. The transcript has a single exon. The record is from RefSeq and is a predicted model, not a curated record.